AAAAGGCAUGUGCGUGCUGAACACUCAGAAAUUAUAAAAGUUUUGCUGCCUCGCUCCUAUUUGCUAGGUUUUAGGACGUCUCUUAAAAUCUCAGUUGUCGUUCAGUCGUAACUCUCACUGACAGACUGUGAAUUUAAACAGUUAAUCUCAGCAGAAGUUACAAAUUUUCUGGAAAAAAAAAUUAUCCACCAAUCAGUGAAUGAAUCUUUAAAAAGAUACUCAGAAAUUAGCUAGAUAUGUCAGACGUUAGCAAAAUUUUCCUGUCGAGGGUCCAGAUCGCAUCAAAAUAUUUACGACAGCAGCAAAAGCAGCAUUCGCCUCACUGGAAUGUCUUUACUUGUGCUCCAGGAAUGAUAUUGAUGAAUGAAGACCGAAUUUAUCUCAUUAAACCCGUGAUAUUUUUAACCGAAUUAAACGCCGUCUCCAGUUCAAGUGAUUGAACUUUAGUGGUUAAAAGUGAACGGUUUCUUGCCAUCCGUACGAUUUUACAUACAUACGUGUAUGGAUCCAUGGAUGUGCGUGUGCGUUUGCGCCUGUGCACGCAUACGUACGCUCACAUAUAUAUCGAGGCUCGAAAGUGAAAGAGAAGUUACUGAUUGCCUAAUUUUAUUCAGCAGAACUAAAUUCUGGUAACUUUUGGAUGACCCCUGCGAGACAAAGACAGGACAGAUCUAUUGUACAUGAUAUUGCCCUCUUCUUUGACGGCUUUUCUGUUCCCGCUUCCUUAUCGGUUUCCUGCCUUUGCAGCCCACUUCAGCUCCUCGCUCGGUGUAUUUCUUUGGCUAUUUUAUUUAAAGCGAGGUAACAAACCCCGGUGGCGGUUGCGGCUGGUGAACCGGACGGCGGGGCACCGUCGUCACCCCGCGGGGCUGGGGGAAGCCAGCUCAGGCAGACAAAAGGCUGGCCCUACCUGCGGGCCGGGGAGGCGGCCACAGCCCGGGGAGUCCCCCUACACCUCCGGUACCUGCUUUGGGGGGUGCGACCCGCCGGAGAGGGGGGUCACUCGGUUACAGGGAUAUUAUCGAGUGAAAUCGGUGGAAACGCUGAGCUGCGGAGAAAUCCGGUGAUCGGCUCCCGCCUCCCCAUUGGCCGGGCCGGUCACAUGCCCGCCUAACUUUAUUCAGUUGACAGCAAGUAGGAGGGCUCUAUGGCAGGGGAAAAAAAGACAACACGAGAAAAAUUAGUAUUUUCUACCUUCAGAAAUUAAUGGCCAUGAGUUCGUAUAUGGUGAACUCUAAGUAUGUGGACCCCAAAUUUCCUCCUUGCGAGGAAUAUUUGCAGAACAGCUACCUAGGCGAGCAGGGGGCCGAGUACUACAGUGCCUCGCAGGGCUCUGAUUUCCAGCACCAGGGACUCUACCCACGGUCAAACUACAGCGAGCAGCCCUUUAGCUGUAGCAAUGCCCAAGGCUCUGCCGUGCAGCCGCGGGGUCACGGACAGGAGCAAUCCGGCCCAGCGAGCCACUUCCCCGGCCAAGCAGAGCAUUGUCCACCGCCUCCAAUGUCCAACUCGCGAGCCUGCAGCCAGCAGCCGGCCCUCAAACCCCCAAACGGGUCAGCAGUUAAGCAGCCAGCAGUAGUUUAUCCCUGGAUGAAGAAAGUCCAUGUUAACUCGGUGAAUCCCAAUUACAACGGAGGGGAACCUAAACGCUCCCGCACAGCUUACACCAGACAGCAAGUCCUAGAACUGGAAAAAGAAUUUCAUUUUAACAGGUACCUGACCAGGCGCCGCCGUAUCGAGAUAGCCCACACUUUGUGUCUCUCUGAGCGCCAGAUCAAGAUCUGGUUUCAGAACAGAAGAAUGAAGUGGAAAAAAGAUCACAAACUGCCCAACACGAAGGGCAGGUCUUCUUCCUCUGGUUCAAACCCCCAUUUACAGACUGGUUCCAAGGACCAUCAGACUGACUUGACAACUUUGUAGAAGAGGUGAAAUUUUCCAUUUCAUCCUUCGCUUCUGACCAGUACUGUACAUAACUGACACUGCCCAAGCAGAACCUGCAUGUAGCAGCUAAGGACUCGAGAAACUGUCAUCUUUCUUUAAGGUACUGUUGUACAAAGGAGACAAAAUGACGCUACUUUGGACUUUAUUUUAUUUGCCUCUGCUAGCACAACCUAAAAAAAAAAAAAAAAAAAAAAAAGGAAAAAAGGGGGGAAAGAAAGAAAGAAAGAAAAAAAACAAACCCAAAACAUCAUGCAGGCAGUGGGAAUUGGGAAAAUAUUAAACGAGACCUUCUGUCCAUAAAAAGUAAUAAAUCAUUGAAAAUGAAACUGUCCUGUGUUUCAGUUUUGAAUUCGAAAGUGAAGGUUUGAUGCUUUAUUCUGGGAUUUUUACUUUUAACUGUCUUUUUAUCCCAUGCAGUUUCGGGAAGAUGCAUUCGGGCAAGUUGAGGGCAGGAAAUUUAUAGCAUAGUCUUUUCUUUGAACAUAAAGACUAGUAAUUGUGAACUUUUUGUGCUGCUUUACCUUGUGUAAUGAAAAUACUUGCUCAUUUCCAUAACGUCUCAGAAGGUGUGCAUAGGAAUUAAGUGAAAACGGGUUAUUUUAUGUACUGAUAGUGUUAGCGUAUUUAUUUAUUUGUUACGUAGAAGAGUGAAGAUAAAAAGAACAAUAGUCAAACCAAAAACGGGGAAGGGGAGCUGAAAUACAGUACUUCUCCUUCCCAGUCUCAUGAACACAUGUAUAAUGUUUACUUGUCGUGAACGUACACAACUUUCUUGUCCCUUUUUUUGAAUUUCCUUCUUUGUGAACAGGAAAAGCGCCCCUGCUCCUUACCAUGUGCCAUCCAGGGCUAACAGGCUUGAAAUCUGUUUCCAAAGUCUGCUCUGCUUAGCGCUGUGCUUUAAAUCAUCGAUACCUCGUUUAAAAAUGGAGGAAAAAAAAAAGGGGGUGGGGGGGGAAGACCACAGAAAAACCAACCCCCACAACAAAAAACUAAAAAGAAAACCCCAGAGCGAAAAAAAUUAAUGCGAAUUCUGAUAUAACCUAAGCCAUUCAAAGCUGAAAGCUAAAUGCAUUCUUUCAAUCAGAUUUUAGAUUUCUUUUCUGCCCAAGAGAGAGAUAGGCUAUGUGGGUUGCUGCUCUGUUUUGGUUUGGGGUUAUUUUGGUCGGUUGGGCUUUUUUUUCUUUUUUUUUCUUUCUUUUUUUUUUUUUUUUUUUUUUUGUGAAGAACAGUGAUUGUUUUUAAGCAAACCACGAGACAUGACUGCAAUGGUUGGAAAUCUCAGCAAGUUGCUUUCGGGGAAAGGGGAAAAGCUCGGAUGGGAGCAGAGCUGGUCUAAUACCCACGGAUUUGUCCCUGGCUGCUGGCUGCUUCGUGCCAAAGUUUUAGUGCGCUGUAACUACCAAACCCAGCCAAACCAGCUCCCUCAGCCACUUACACCUCCGCUCAGGAGAUUUUAAGGCUCAGCCCUUAUCUGCUGUACCCUCAGGGCAGCCUGGGAGAGGGACCA
Molecule: messenger RNA, 3448 nt
Organism: Aquila chrysaetos chrysaetos
Lineage: Eukaryota; Metazoa; Chordata; Aves; Accipitriformes; Accipitridae
Gene: HOXD4
Product: homeobox D4
Exons: 2
Coding region: 1207-1920 (237 amino acids)
Biological process (GO): anterior/posterior pattern specification; regulation of transcription by RNA polymerase II; embryonic skeletal system morphogenesis
Cellular component (GO): nucleus
Molecular function (GO): DNA-binding transcription factor activity, RNA polymerase II-specific; RNA polymerase II cis-regulatory region sequence-specific DNA binding
Source: RefSeq, a predicted model, not a curated record